Messenger RNA from Paramecium tetraurelia, 1956 nucleotides. RefSeq lists its product as uncharacterized. Gene Ontology annotation, biological process: protein autophosphorylation; autophagosome organization; autophagy. Gene Ontology annotation, cellular component: cytoplasm; autophagosome. The transcript has 4 exons. The record is from RefSeq and is a predicted model, not a curated record. Gene Ontology annotation, molecular function: protein serine/threonine kinase activity; ATP binding. NCBI's taxonomy places the organism in Eukaryota, Ciliophora, Oligohymenophorea, Peniculida, Parameciidae.
AUGUCAUUCCUUUAUAAUCUCAUUAAUAUUUUAAAUCUAUUUCUAUUACAGAACAUACAUGUAAAUGAAUUAUAGCGAAGACUUUUGCAGCAAUUCGGAAAUAAAUUUCUGAAUCCAGAAUAAAAAGGUUAAGGGGCCUUUUCAAAAGUCUACAAAUGUCAAAAUACUUUUGGAGAGUAUGUGGCAAUUAAGGUUGUUAAUUUAGCUUAAGCAAAGCCAAUUGUUAUUCCUUAUUUAAAGAAUGAGGUUGAUUUAUUAAGAAAGAGUGAUAAUGAAAAUGUUAUCAAAUUGUUUGAAGCUGAAGAAAAAACAUUUAUGUUAUAUUUAGUUUUGGAAUAUUGCGAAUUUGAUGUCAAGAGCAUGAUGAGAACAUAUUUUAAAAACAAGUUACCAGAGGAUCUUGUAAUUGUUAUUCUUAAACAAUUAGUGAAUGGAUUACAUUAUUUGCACAAGAAUAAUAUAAUUCACAGAGAUUUAAAAUUAGAUAACAUAGGAGUGGUAAUUACACCAAAAGAUUUCUGCAAAUUAACUACAUCCAAUGAAAAAUUAAUUGUAGAAAUUUUUAAAAAUGCUUCAUACAAAUUACUUGAUUUAGGAUUAGCCAAACAGUUUUUCAAUAAAACACAAACUUAAACUUACGCAGGAACUGAAGUCAACAUGGCUCCUGAAGUCUUGGAAAGGAAACCUUAUUCAUUUGAAGCAGAUAUAUAUAGUUUGGGAGUUUGUUUAUAUUAGAUGAUUACAGGAGAGUAUCCUUAUUAUGAUAACCUUAAUUAGAAGAAAUAAUUUGAAUUAAUUAAAGAAGAAAGUGCAAACUUUGAAAUUAUCGAAAACUAAGUACUUAGAAAUCUCAUUUAACAAAUGCUCAAAUACAAUGUUGCUGAAAGAUUAACAUUUUCUUAGUUAUAUUAAUCUUCAUACAUUUUCAAUUCUUAAGAAGUGAUUCCAUCACUUCUGGAAAGAUCACUGAUAAAAAAUUAAAAAUUUUAUGAUUUUAAUUAACAAAUCGAUAGUAGUUAACUCAUGUAAAAUUAUUCUCAAGUCAAAAUAUAAUAGUACUAAUAAUUUGAUAACCUUCAAUUACCAGAUUAAAAAAGCAAUUCCUAACAGCAUAUCUUUUUCGAAAAAUUUAAUAAACAUCAAAUAUCCACAUUUUCUUCAAUGAAUAAUUAAGGAAAUAUUUUAAAUUAAUAAUUUGAGGUGAGAAGUUCUUAAUUGAGAUCUUAAAUCGGAAAACCAAAAUCAUAAUUUACUAUAACUUUUGAAAAAUGGAAUUAACGUAAGAAUUUAUGUAUGUUGAUUCAAAAUAUUUGUGAAAGCUUACUAAGUUUGAUUCAAAACAUUCCAGAAAUUUUAAAAUAUAUAUCUUUUGAAGGUGAAUUUUAAACUUAUGUAUAAUAUUUCUCCAAACUUGGUUAAAUUUUGAUAAACUUAUUAAAGGAGGAGAUUAACUAAUCUUUUGAGUAUCAAUCUAACCAUCUUGAAUGUUAAAAACUGAAUAAUUUUUUAGAAUAAAUUGAAUUCUCCACAUUUAAUCAAUACUAAUAUUCAACAUCAAGUAAACAUUGGUACUUAGCGAGAAAAAUUUUUAAUUUAAUUGACACAAUUAAGGAAAGCAAAGAAUAAAUUGGCUGGGAUAAUACUAAUGAAGAUUUCUAAAGAAAUAAUUCAAUAAUCUUUAGAUAAAUCAUAGGAUUAUUAUAAAGUAUCUAUUACUAAGAAAAGAAAAUUGAUAAUCUUGAAUACAAAAAGUUAAAUAAUCUUAAUUGCAAUCUAUAUAUAAUUUUGAUUAAACUGGCAAUACUUCAAGCGGCUUUUGAUAAAAAUUUUUAAUUCAAAGAAAAUGAUAUAACUAAAUACAGCCCUGAGAUUUUUGAUGAGAAUCCUGAUUAAAUAUGCGAUUACCUCGUUUAAUUCAUGCAUCAAUAUCAAAUUUAAUAUUAUGAAAAUAAAUGA